AUGUGCGGACAGGUUUUGAUGUUAAUCACAAUAUAUUCGACGUCAUCACAACCACCACCUGAAGCAGUAGCAUUUAAACGUAUGGUAGAGAUGUGGACCAAACCACCAUAUGCUCGCAUAAUGGAACAGCCCCGUGAGAACUAUCUAACAACGUGCUCUACAGAGUUAAUGAAAUGUUACGACAUUAUCCCACUAAAAACACCCGUAUGUGCCGCGGCGGCAUCGAAUUUAGUUACAAAGGGCACCAACAAGAAAAUGUUUCUUACCAUCUGCGAUAUGCAUUACACCAAUUGUAAAGAAAACAGACGUUUAUGGAGUUAUCUUAAGGAUGACGACGGCGAUUGU
Iphiclides podalirius (scarce swallowtail) is the source of this 345-nucleotide messenger RNA. The record is from the annotation of a GenBank genome assembly. Lineage: Eukaryota; Metazoa; Arthropoda; Insecta; Lepidoptera; Papilionidae.